This is a messenger RNA of Cygnus atratus (black swan), 1862 nucleotides long. It is a transcript of the gene RHOG, whose product is annotated as ras homolog family member G. Gene Ontology annotation, biological process: actin filament organization; establishment or maintenance of cell polarity; cortical cytoskeleton organization. The record is from RefSeq and is a predicted model, not a curated record. Bases 190 to 765 code for a protein of 191 amino acids. Gene Ontology annotation, molecular function: GTP binding; protein kinase binding; GTPase activity. Lineage: Eukaryota; Metazoa; Chordata; Aves; Anseriformes; Anatidae. The transcript is spliced from 2 exons. Gene Ontology annotation, cellular component: cell projection; cytoskeleton; cytoplasmic vesicle.
AGCAGGAAGGAAGCGGCGGGGGCGGGCCGGGGCUCGGCGGCGGGAGGAAAGUUUGUGUCGGGAGCGCUCAGCCGCCCGGCUGCCGGGGGGAGCGCAGCGCAGCCCCCUGCCCUCGCCCCCUCCCCACGAAGCCAGCGCCAUGCCCCGGGGUUGCUGAAGGCAGACACGGGGGACGCUGAGGCCACCGGGAUGCAGAGCAUCAAGUGCGUGGUGGUGGGCGACGGGGCGGUGGGGAAGACCUGCCUCCUCAUCUGCUACACCACCAACGCCUUCCCCAAGGAGUACAUCCCCACCGUCUUCGACAACUACAGCGCCCAGAACACGGUCGAUGGCAGGACUAUUAACUUAAACCUCUGGGACACGGCCGGCCAGGAGGAGUACGACCGCCUCCGGACGCUUUCCUACCCCCAGACGAACGUCUUCAUCAUCUGCUUCUCCAUCGCCAGCCCGCCCUCCUACGAGAAUGUCAAGCACAAGUGGUACCCCGAGGUGUGCCACCACUGCCCCAGCGUGCCCAUCCUCCUCGUCGGCACCAAGAAGGAUCUGAGGAAUAACCCCGAGACCAUGAAGAAGCUCAAGGAGCAGAACCAGGCGCCCAUCACCACCCAGCAGGGAAUCAGCCUCUCCAAGCAGAUCCACGCCGUCAAGUACCUGGAGUGCUCCGCGCUCAACCAGGAGGGCAUCAAGGAUGUCUUCACGGAGGCGGUGCGAGCCGUGCUCAACCCCACCCCAGCCAAGCCCAAGAAGCCCUGCGUCCUCUUGUGAGGGGCAGCCCGGGCGCAGCGCCAGCCCAGCCAGAGACGCUCCUGCCCCGGCCCCGCCGCUCCCCGGGCACUGCCCAGCGCUGCAGGACCCUGCCAGCAUCUCCCCGCUGCCCCGGCUCCGAGCACCCCUGGCUCCGAGCAGCCCGGAUCUGAGCACCCCCAGCUCCGAGCACCCCAGCUCUGAGCACCCCGGCUCUGAACACCUCCAGCUCUGAGCACCUCCAGCUCCGAGUACCCCGAUUCUGAGCAUCCCCAGCUCCCCCCAAACACCCCCAGCUCUCAGCACCCCAGCUCUGAGCACCCCUGGCUCCCUCCAAACACCCCAGCUCUGAGUACCCUGGCUCUGAGCAUCCCCAGUUGCGAGCAUACCCGUCUCCAAGCAUCCCCAGCUCCCUCCAAACACCUCCAGCUCUGAGCAUCCCCAGCUCUGAGCAUCCCCAGCUCUGAGCACCCCCAGCUCCGAGCACCCCCAGCUCCGAGCACUCCAGCUCCGAGCACCCCCAGCUCCCUCCAAACACCCCGGCUCCGAGCACCCCCAGCUCCAGGCUCGCUGCCUCCCGUGGUGCUCAGCAGGGCCGAGGGCUGCCAGCCCCGAGCUGUCACAGUCCGAGCGGCACUGAGCACUCUGCACUACCUGCCCGUUUGCCCCGGGGCCGGCUGGGCUCCCUGCUGCCCCCAUGGGUCCUGCACCCCCUCCGGCCCCGUCCUCAUCCCUGGCUGUCAGCGUUCGCUUUCGGGUGACGCCUCUGCAGUGCCGGCACAGAGCAACGCUUCCUGAGAAGGGGAUGCCCGGGGGAGCUGAACCCCCCCGGCUCCUGCCUGGGCACCCAGCCCCACGGGGACCCCGCAGGUGCCCGGGGUCCGUCCUGCGUGGGGGCUCCCGGGGUGGGCACGGCAUCGCCGCUCCCCGCGCCCAGCACUGGCAUCAUGCCGCCACAGGAGCCCGGCCGCGGCGAGAGCGGAGCUGGCACAGGCCCUGGGGAGGGUUUUGUCCCCCAGGACCCCGGUGACGAAGAACUGCAAAUGGCAAUGGGACCUGCCUGCGACGAGCUCCUCGCCGAGUUGCUUUUCCGUGAAUAAAACCAGCCCUGCCCAGGC